Messenger RNA from Strongylus vulgaris, 210 nucleotides. The record is from the annotation of a GenBank genome assembly. NCBI's taxonomy places the organism in Eukaryota, Metazoa, Nematoda, Chromadorea, Rhabditida, Strongylidae.
AUGGCCCUUCAGGAGGCUUCUGAAGCCUACCUCGUUGGUCUCUUCGAGGACACCAACCUGUGCGCCAUCCACGCCAAGCGCGAGGCUUCUGAGGCCUACCUCGUUGGUCUCUUCGAGGACACCAACCUGUGCGCCAUCCAUGCCAAGCGCGUCACCAUCAUGCCAAAGGAUAUCCAGCUUGCUCGCCGAAUCCGUGGAGAACGUGCAUAA